Molecule: messenger RNA, 1873 nt
Organism: Aspergillus pseudonomiae
Lineage: Eukaryota; Fungi; Ascomycota; Eurotiomycetes; Eurotiales; Aspergillaceae
Product: DXO/RAI1 family decapping nuclease
Exons: 9
Coding region: 281-1387 (368 amino acids)
Biological process (GO): nuclear-transcribed mRNA catabolic process; NAD-cap decapping
Cellular component (GO): nucleus; cytosol
Molecular function (GO): mRNA 5'-diphosphatase activity
Source: RefSeq, a predicted model, not a curated record
GCUGGAUACCCUUCUUUACCCAAACUGCCUUUAAAACUUCCCUACGGAGUACCCUAGUCGCAUGUCCAGGUAGACGCUAUAGUUAUUCGCUUGGCCUACUAUUGAAUGUUGCGAUCACUCUCAUUUCUAUUCUUAUUUUUUUUUUAUAUUUUUGACUUUCACUAGCCCCCAUUCUUCCUUUACUUAUCUUAAGCCUUUCCUUUCCCUAGCUGCAACGUACUACUGAUUAUACGUUGUUGAAUCACAUCACUAGUAUACUCAAAACGCAUCCCGAAGCGCUAUGAAUCAAAGCACCUUUGACAUACAGCCGAUUGGCCGCUUCUAUGGAUCCAAUGCUACAAUUCGCCGUCCUAAGGAGAUCACUUGCUUUUCAUAUGACGACCAGCACAUCUUUCAUUUAGGGGAUUCAUCCCUACGAUACUACUAUCCACCACGUCUUCCUGCAGACUUGAAUUGCGGUUAUGAUACCUUCCAAAAGUUGGACGACUCAGCAGAUGAGCAUCUAGAUGCUCUACUGGAAACGAUCAUGGCUUUAGAAAAGGAGACAGGGAAAAAAUGUGAGGCCGACAUCAUCACGUGGAGGGGAAUGAUGACCAAAAUCCUGACGGCACCAUUCGACAAUUUGAAUGGAUUCGAAAUGAAUGCGACCCGGUUCCAAGAUACUAUAUUUAUUGAAGAGAACAAUCUCUACAAGAACCAGCAAAAACAGUUACAAAAGAAUCAACGAAUGCCCCCAGGGAUGCCUUCUCAGGAUAUGAUGGCCUAUUGGGGGUACAAAUUCGAAACAAUAUCUCUUCUCAACCAGCCAUGGGACCCGACUACACGUGAAGAGAUUGAAUCCCGAGAUGAGCUGGCUGUGAACAACAACGCCCAAUACUGUUCAGUUGUACGUACAGGAAUAGGCAAGACGCGACUGAUAAUCGGGGGCGAGGUUGAUGCCGUCUGGGAUUGCAAGCCUGCUCGAAAAGAAGACGGUAUCCACUGGGUGGAACUCAAAACAUCUGCAGAGAUCAGGAAUGAUCGAGACAUGUUGAAAUAUGAGCGGAAACUGUUAAAAUUCUGGGCACAGUCAUUCUUGCUUGGUGUUCCCAAAAUCAUUGUAGGUUUUCGUGAUCAGCGUGGUAUCGUCCAUCGCUUAGAAGAGCUCGAGACUGCCAGCAUACCAAAUAAAGUCAAAAACGCUGGUAGGGGUACCUGGGACGGGAACAUUUGCAUCAAUUUCACUAGUGCUUUUCUCGAAUGGCUAAAAUCUACUAUUAAUGAGGAAGGGAUGUGGAGAAUUCGAAAGCUUGAGAAGUCAUCCAUUAUUGAAGUAUUCAGACUCGAAGAGAGUGGAACGGGUGAUAUAAUUUCGCCAUCAUUCUCAACCUGGCGGUCAAAGACAUGAGGUCUGCCAGUUCUAUGCCAUGAAUUUGUCUCCAUAUGCUCAUUCGGGUUCGAGGAUGCUGAACUAUUACAUGCGUCUAAAAUCAAGCCCAGUCCAUCCACCGGUCUUACUUAAGAUUUAAUAAUCAAGGGGGAGACUGCGACUGAUUCACCAGUUAUGGUAGUCAUGCACGCAUUAUGUGGAGCCGGUCAAGCACUUACAGGCAGACGUAUGGCAACGUUUGGCAUGGUAUGGCCCAAAUCGUCAAUCACUAUGGCGACAAGAUUUACUACGCGAGCGCAUUGGCACAAGGGAAGAGAAUGAGAGAGCCCAGAUCGUAAACGACUGGUCUAGAAAAUUCGAGCUCAAUAGGAUUGGAUCGCGUUCUUGAUGCUCCUGAAUUGCGUCAUUCGAAAUGUCGAAAUAGUAAAGGUUACAAUUUGUUCAACAAAUCGGGGAUGUUGUUACAGUUACUGUUGGUAGUCGACCAAACCCAGAUAAAUUUGC